UCAUCUGGGCCGAGGUCGGAUCUGCAGUGCAGCUCUCCCUCCUCCGUUUGGUUAGGCCUGGGCUCGGGCACAUAGGUAGUGCCCCUGCGAAGAUUCCCUCUGCGGCGGUCCCGGAGGGCUUGAUGCAGAGGGAAGGAGGAACACGGCGGAUCGGCACUGUGUUGUGUCCCUUCCGGCCGGCAGGCGGAUGACGUCAGACGCCGCGCUGACGUCAUCAACAUGCGCCACAGGUCCUGCAGCAUGAGAAGCACAUGGAGACACUAUAAAAACGCUCAGGACCUGUGUAACGGCGCCCUGCAUAGCGCGGCUCACAUAUUUUGGUGAAGCAUCUCUGAAGCGGUCGGGAGUCAAGAUGAGCACCCCCCUCACGCCGGGCUCUGGAACCGAGCCUGCAUCAAACCCUGGGACAGGAGAAAAGGAUUCGGCUUCUGCAGCCAAAAAAACUAGAAAAUGUGGUAUUUGCUGCAAAAGAUUGUCUAACACUGGAUCCAAGCCCCUGUGUAAAGAAUGUACUGCCAGUGUCAUCAAGUCUGAGUCUUCUAGUCUAAUUGAAGACAUUAGAAAAGUGGUAAAAGAAGAGGUUCAGCUAGCCUUAACUACCAGAGAACCUACUCCCCCCAAAGUUCCCCCCACUCAGGACGCCCGUAGUGUUAAAUCACUUAUCCUGGAUUCCGACUCUGAGGGGCUGGCGGUCUCAGACUCCGAAUCUGUCCAAAAACACCCGGCAUCUUCAGAUGAAGAGGGCGAAUAUAAGCGCUUCCUGUUCAAUCCUGAAGAUAUUGAUGAACUUAUCAGGGCCAUCAGGGCCACCAUUCAGAUGGAGAUGCCUAAAACCCCUAGGUCUACCCAGCAAGAAAUUUUUGGGGGUCUAGGUGAAAGUAAGAAGGCCGUUUUUCCAGUCCCUGAUAGUGUCCAAAAAUUAAUUAGGUCUGAAUGGGAAAAACCGGAUAAAGGAUCCUUUAUCCCAAGAGGAAUUAAGAGGCGCUACCCCUUUAGCCAAGAGGACUGUACGGAUUGGGAGACCAUUCCCAAAGUAGACGCGCCAGUGGCCAAGGUAGCAAAACAUACGGCCCUACCGUUUGAAGACUCAGCACAAUUGAAAGAUCCUCUAGACAGGAAAGCGGAGAGUCUCUUGCGAAAGACCUGGGAGACUACGGCGGCCCUUCUCAAACCGGGCGUUGCCUCCACAUGUGUGGCCAGAACACUGAACCUUUGGCUAGACCAGCUAGAGAUACAUCUGGUCAAUAAGACACCACGGGAUCAAAUUCUAGAGAGCUUGCCUCUAUUAAAGAUGGCAACCUCCUUUCUAGCAGACGCAGCUGCUGAAUCAGUUAAACUGUCCGCCCGUACAGCUGUUCUCUCAAAUACAGCGAGAAGGGCACUAUGGCUUAAAGCGUGGUCAGGAGAUAUCACAUCUAAAAAUAAAUUAAUCGCACUCCCCUUCCACGGUCAGUACGUUUUCGGAGAAGAUCUAGAUAAAAUCCUAGACAACGCGACAAAUAAAAAAAAGAGGGUCAUCAAGGGAAUUCCUAAGGUUCGCAAUAGAAUUGGAGGGAAACAUUCAGCAUUUCCAGUUCAGGUGUCUCCCCUUCGGGAUCUCUUCUGCCCCAAGGGUUUUUACCAAAAUAAUGGCGGAAGCCUUGACAACCUUGAGAGAAAAGGCAAUUUGUGUGAUCCCCUAUCUGGACGACCUACUGGUAGUGGCGGACAACAUAGAGACCAUGGGAAUCCAUCUUGCGUUAGUCCUGGAUCAUCUACAGAGCCUAGGUAUGUUUGGAGCUCUGCCUUCUGUUUAAGUGGACCAGAGACAUUUAUGGAUGGUACAAGCAAUGCAGUGCUCAUUAACUCCUUGAAGGGAGGCUUACUCAAAACAGGCCAGUUUAAAGUGUACAGCACUGCAUGUAAUGAAGAAGCUACCUAUGCUGGUCAAUCCCGGUUCUCCCCUGCGAUAUUUGCUGCUCUAGAGGAAUUUGCUGGAGGCCUGCCGAUUAUUUUUGGUGGUGACAUAAAUUUCCCCCUGGACACCUCUGUUGAUGUUUCUUCAGCUGCUAUCUCAGACUUUGUGGAGGAUCAUAAAUCAGAUCCUUCAAGCCCAACCAUUCAAUGGGAGGCUUUGAAAUGUGUGGUACGGGGUAGACUCCUCUUACAUGCCUCUAGAUUAAAGAAGAUGAGAGUUGAGCAGAUAAGGUCUCUGCUGCAGAAACUGGCUUCUCUGGAACAGAGACAUAAGGGUCCUCUCUGUUCAGUGGUGUAUCAAGAGUUAUGUGAUACACGUAUGGCUCUUAAGAAGAUAAUUGACCAGAAAUACUUGGGAGCCAGAGAUAGACUCCAAAAACAUUUUUAUGGACAAGGAGAUAAGUGCGGUAGAUUGCUACCAAGAGCACUGAGGCCAAGACCAAACUCAUCCUAUAUAUCCUCCCUUAAUCAGCGGGAAGGGGGUCGUGUCCACGCAACAGGGGACAUUCUGCGAGAAUUCCAAACAUAUUAUGAGGAGCUUUACAACCUGAGAGGUAAGUAUGCAGAACUUCAAUUAGACUCUAAAACCCAGAAAAUUAGAAGCUACAUCUCGGGCCUGUUGAACCCUAAAUUAUCAGGAGAACACAGGGACAUCCUUGAAACGGGAAAUAACAGUACAUGA
Bufo bufo (common toad) is the source of this 2638-nucleotide messenger RNA. RefSeq lists its product as uncharacterized. Bases 353 to 2638 code for a protein of 761 amino acids. The transcript has 6 exons. The record is from RefSeq and is a predicted model, not a curated record. Lineage: Eukaryota; Metazoa; Chordata; Amphibia; Anura; Bufonidae.